Messenger RNA from Cuscuta campestris, 1143 nucleotides. The record is from the annotation of a GenBank genome assembly. Lineage: Eukaryota; Viridiplantae; Streptophyta; Magnoliopsida; Solanales; Convolvulaceae.
GAUUGGAGAGUUCAAAAGAGAUUUUUUUUUUUUGGUAAAAAUUGAUUUGCUAAAAUUCCCCAAAAGCAUUUUUUUAGAAUAAAAAGAAAGGUGAAAUGGGGAAUGUUUGUCAUGCAAUAACCCCGCCGCCGGUUGCCGCGCUGCCGAUAGCAAGAAGUCACUACUGCAGACUUAACGCCGCCUUUCCAAAACGCCAAGUCGCAAAUAUCCACAAAAUGGAAAAUGCGCCAAAUUUCAAGCUGAUUCUAGGUUCAUCUUCCAUAGCUCGUCGAACUAUUUUAACCGACAUGGGUUAUGAAUUCACAACCAUGAGUGCAGAUAUAGAUGAGAAGGGAAUCCGGAAAGGGAAGCCGGAGGAUUUAGUCAUGGCUCUUGCUGAGGCAAAGGCAGAUGCCAUUAUAUCGAAACUUCAAAUGGGUGAAAGUCUAGAGAGUGAUGCCACCCCCACACUUCUACUUUCGGCAGAUACAGUGGUGGUCUAUGAAGGUAUAGUGAGAGAGAAACCAUCCAACAAAGAAGAAGCAAGACAGUUUAUGAAAGAUUACUCAAAUGGGCAUGCAUCAACAGUGAGUUCUGUUCUUGUUUCAAACUUGAAAACUGGAGUUAGAAGAGGAGAUUGGGACAGGGUAGAGAUAUAUUUUCACACAAUACCAGAAGAAAACAUUGAUAAGCUGAUUGAUGAAGGAAGAGUGCUUUAUGUAGCUGGUGGCCUCAUAAUCGAGGAUCCCUUGGUAUUACCUUGUAUAAAAGAAAUGGUUGGAACAACUGAUAGUGUCAUGGGACUACCAAAAGCUCUCACAGAGAAACUGAUUAAAGAGGUUCUAGCUUGAAGUUCUUCACCACCCCAUCAAUAUCUUGAUGACUUGAUCAGACAUGAAUUUUUUUUCGAUUUUUUAAUUACGCUACGUACUUUAACGGGCAUGUUUAUUACUCCUUAAUUAAUACUCCAUGCAUCCCUAAAUUAAAUUCAUGAUUUUUUUAAAACAAAAUUGGAAAGUAAAAGUGUAUGGUUGGAAUUUGUUAAGAAGAAGGGAGAAAGUUCUUAAGAGUCGCAUAUUCCAUUAUGGUUUGUUUGGGAACCUGAAUUUCAUUUGAAAUUCUGUAUUUGGACCAAAUAGUGUGUAAUAAAUUUUUACACUGUAU